Folsomia candida is the source of this 964-nucleotide messenger RNA. Its product is annotated as inosine triphosphate pyrophosphatase. Gene Ontology annotation, cellular component: cytoplasm. The record is from RefSeq and is a predicted model, not a curated record. Lineage: Eukaryota; Metazoa; Arthropoda; Collembola; Entomobryomorpha; Isotomidae. The transcript is spliced from 5 exons. Gene Ontology annotation, molecular function: nucleoside triphosphate diphosphatase activity. Gene Ontology annotation, biological process: nucleoside triphosphate catabolic process. The coding region runs from base 215 to 916 and encodes 233 amino acids.
UGAAAAGUGGGCUCAUAUUUUUCUCAAAUACAAAAUCAACCCGGUUGCACUACGUUCCUCUGAGAGAGAACAGAAAGGCUACCCGAAAGUAAUGGCAGUUAGUUAAUAGUUUCUGAAAGGAACGCACAUAAUUACUCUCUGGAAGGCGACCGGGUCACUUUAGUUUCAUGGACCCCUAAGUUACGACAUUACGCUAAACUCGCUGAUCAAAUCAAUGUUGCAAAGCUUUCAGAGGUUUAUUAUACAUCCUCAUUUGCAUUCCUCUUAUGCUAACAAACUAUUCCUUAUAUGCAAUAAUACUCAAAGUCUUUCGCAAUUUUCACUUCAACAUAAAACAAUGGAUAGUUCCAAGAAAGUAAUUACAAUUGUAACUGGAAAUGCAAAUAAGUUGAAGGAAAUUAAUACAAUUCUUGGAGAAAGCUUUCCAUACGAGUUGGUGACGAACGGAGCAGACCUUCCCGAGUACCAAGGAGAUGCAGACACGGUGAGCAGACAGAAAUGUGAAUCGGCUUACUCAAUCAUCAAGGGGCCAGUGAUAGUUGAGGAUACCUGUUUAUGCUUCGAUGCUCUCAACGGUCUCCCAGGCCCCUAUGUCAAGUGGUUCCUCAAAAGUAUCGGUCCCGAAGGACUCCACAAAAUGUUGGCCGGGUUUGAAGACCAUUCAGCAAAAGCAAUGGCUACACUAGCAUACUGCGACUCAGACAAAGGAGAAGUUAUUCUAUUUAAGGGUAUAACAGCAGGAACCAUCGUUGAACCACGGGGUCAAGGGGGUUUCGGAUGGGACACAUGCUUCCAGCCUUCAGGAUACGAUAAAACUUACGCUGAAAUGUCAGCAGACGAAAAAAAUGCAAUUUCUCAUCGGAAACGAGCCAUUGAAGCAAUGCGUGAUUAUUUUAUUAACAAAUCAAAGAACUAACGAACGUAUUUAAAAUAAAAUAUGAAAUACAUCAUACCACAAAACUAA